UUUGUCUGCCAUCUUUCACGCUCUCGACUUCGGUCAGCCGUUCUUUUCCACCCCAAUCCCAACUACACACGCUCUCUCAGCACCCCCAAGUUCACUCUUUCUAUACUCCAGAAUCACCCUCGACGGGCUUCUUUCCAAAUAAACCUUUGAUCUCCUUCGUCAGAAUGCGUUUCACCACUGCCGCUGUCGCUUUCUUCGCGGGUCUCGCCGCUGCCACCGAGACGGUCUACAGCACCGAGGAUGUCACCAUCAUCUCUUGCGCUCCCACCGUGACCAACUGCCCGGGCCGCCACUCCAGCACCACUGUCCCUGCUGUCGCUGCCACCAGCACUGCUCCCGCUGUGUCUCCUGUGGUCACCUCCAGCUCCAGCUCUUCCAGCUCGUCUCCCUCUGGCGUCUCCCCGGUCGUGCCCCCCGUGUCUCCCUCCGUGGCUCCUAUCGGCUCCUUCGUCACCACUGCUUCGACUCCCGCUGCCAGCGUCACGGUCAUCCCUGUGACCACCUGCAUUCCCACCGUCACCUACUCCACCAUCACCAUCCAGCCUUCUUCCACUCCCAGCGGCGUCGCUCCCGUCGCUGGCAGCCCCUCUGGCAGCGCCACUCCCAGCCCUGCUGUCAGCCCGGUCUCCAGCUCCAGCCCCAGCCCCUUCCCUCUGUCCAACGGUGCUGCUAGCUCCUUCGGCAGCUCCUUCGUCGCUGCCGGCCUGGCUGCCGCUGCUGCCCUCUUCUUGGCUUAAAGGGAAUCCUGCGUAAUGGAUCCGGCGUGAUCGCCUCGGAGCGUGUGCCCUGGACUGGAUCUACUCCCGCCUCGUCAAGCUUCCACUGGGAUUGGAAUUGGUUUAUGGAGGAAUUGGGUCAUUUGUUUAAUUUAGUUCUCUUUCGUUUGGAGAAAUAAUAGCAUUCCGUUUUUCGUUUCUCUCCUCUGGGACGCCUUGAUGCUGCUGCUCGGAGCAUCGGGCGGAGUGUCAUGCGUGACGCUUAUUUCGCUUCUUACGAGCCAAUGCUCUUUUCUUUUUCAUUUGCUUCUCUCCGGUGUCUGGGUAUAAUAUGUAUGGUGUAUGCGCACUGCUGUACGUCUGUUCCCUAUCGCUGUAAUGUUGUACAUAUCUGGUUUCAUGUAACCGGCUGCCCUGAGCGGAUCUUCGGUCUCUGUCUCAGCGCAGUAGAUGCUGUGUACAUGUCCGUGCCAUGGAGUAGUAGUAGUAGUCCUUAUACUGCCGCUAUUGUUGGUGCACUACCCUCAAAUAAUCACAACCCUGCUACUGCUAGAUUCGUCCUAGCCGCCUACUACCUAGUAUUCCUACUAGUACUUAGGCAAAAGUGUGGAGUGUAACUAUGUACAGAUAGCAUGGCAAUGCCACGGUCCUGCGAACAGCCAAAAAU
Molecule: messenger RNA, 1383 nt
Organism: Monascus purpureus
Lineage: Eukaryota; Fungi; Ascomycota; Eurotiomycetes; Eurotiales; Aspergillaceae
Source: the annotation of a GenBank genome assembly